AUUGCUCAAAUGCUCACUGCCCGGGCCCCUUGAGUGUGGUUUUCCUCCCUGGCCAGCACCAAACCCCAGAAUAGUGCGGCUGACUUGCUGAUUGAGGUCAGCAGCUCCCGGGAGGCACGAGAAGCGAAAGCCUUUGCAAGAGACGGACGCACUAGGACAAACAUGAGGAGCGCAGCCAAGCCCUGGAGUCCAGUCAUCAAAGCGGGCAGCCAUGGGCCAGACCGGGCGCGGCCCCUCCCUGCAGCCUCUUCAGGCAUGAAGAGUUCUAAAUCUUCCACCUCACUGGCAUUUGAGUCCCGGCUCAGCAAGCUCAAGAGGGCCAGUAGCGAGGACAUGCUCAACAAACCAGGAAGUACCGCCACUUCGGGGGUAGUUCGACUGAAAAAGACUUCCACAGCUGGAGCCAUCUCCGAGCUUGCUGAGAACCGCCUGAGGAGCAACCCAGGGGCUGUGACAACCACCAAACGGACAGGCAUUCCUGCUCCUCGAGAACUGUCAGUAACUGUCUCAAGGGAGAGAACUGUGCCACGUGGUCCCUCCAACCCCAGGAAGUCGGUGUCCAGUCCAACUUCUUCUAGCACACCCACCCCUACUAAGCACCUGAGGACCGUUUCCACAAGACCCAAGCAAGAGAAUGAAGUUGGGGAAAAGGCCGUGCUGGAGUCCCAAGUUCGGGAACUUUUGGCAGAAGCCAAAGCGAAAGAUAGUGAAAUUAACAAGCUUCGAAGUGAACUGAAGAAAUGCAAGGAGAGGAGGACUCCAAGCACUGAAGGAGCUGACAUGUCAGACUCAAAUCUAGAUGGAACGUCUAUCUUGCCAAGUGACUCAGAACCUUUGGUAAGAGCUCUUGAGGAGAAAAACAAGAAUUUUCAGAAAGAGCUUGCAGAUCUAGAGGAGGAAAACCGGGCCUUGAGGGAGAAACUGACUUAUCUGGAGCAUUCCCCAAAUUCAGAUGGAGGCACAAGCCCCACUGGUGAGAGCAGCUGCCCAACAUCCAUGACUCAGGAAUCCAGCUUUGGAAGUCCACCUGGAAAUCAGUUGUCAGGCGAAGUCGAUGAGUACAGGAGCAACAUACACGAACACGCGUUAAGACCGUCGGGUUCUUCCAGCAGCGAUGUUACCAAAGCUUCUUUGUCCCCAGAUGCCUCUGAUUUUGAGCACAUCACAGCUGACACCCCCUCCCGACCUCUGUCUUCCACCAGCAACCCCUUUAAGAGCUCCAAGUGUUCCACCACUGGCAGUUCCCCCAACAACGCGAGCGAACUAUCCCUGGCUUCCCUCACAGAGAAGAUACAAAAGAUGGAGGAGAACCACCACAGCACAGCAGAGGAGCUGCAGGCCACUUUGCAAGAACUAUCAGACCAGCAACAAAUGGUGCAGGAACUGACAGCCGAAAAUGAGAAACUGGUAGAUGAGAAGACUCUUUUAGAAACUUCCUUUCAUCAGCAUCGAGAGAGGGCCGAGCAGCUCAGUCAGGAGAACGAGAAGCUCCUGAAUCUUUUGCAAGAGCGAGUCAAGAAUGAAGAACCCGAUAUCCAAGAAGGGAAAAUCCUUGAACUGGAGCAGAAAUGUGCGGAAAUUCUUGAUCAGGGCCGCUUCGAAAGAGAGAAGCUGCUCAACAUCCAGCAGCAGCUGACCUGUAGCUUACGGAAAGUGGAGGAAGAAAACCAAGGAGCUUUAGAAAUGAUCAAACACCUGAAGGAAGAAAACGAAAAACUGAAUGGGUUUCUGGAACUGGAACGGCGAAAUAACGGCUCAAUGGCCAAAACUCUGGAAGAGUGUAAAGCUACGUUGGAGGGGCUGCGGAUUGAAAACGGGUCGUUGAAGGCUCAUUUGGAGAAUGAGAAGCAGAAAGCUAUGGAGACCAGUCCCAUGGCGCAAACGGCAGAAGGUCGUGAAGUUCAAGAAAUGUUAAGAGUCGCUCGAGCUGAGAAAGAUCAGCUGGAACACUCUUGUGCUGAGCUCAAGCAAGAAUUAGUAAAGGCGCAUGCUGAAAUUAAACAUGUUUCGAGCCUCCUGGCCAAGGUAGAAAAGGAUUAUUCUUACUUGAAGGACCUAUGUGAUCAUCAAGCAGAACAGCUGAGCAGAACCAGCCUGAAACUGCAAGAGAAAGCAUCCGAGAGUGACGCGGAGAUUAAAGACAUGAAGGAAACCAUAUUCGAAUUAGAAGAUCAAGUGGAACAGCACCGAGCUGUCAAGUUACAUAAUAACCAGCUCAUCAGUGAGCUGGAAAGCAAUGUGAUGAAGCUGGAGGAACAGAAGUCAGACCUGGAAAGGCAGCUAAAGACUCUGACUAAGCAGAUAAAGGAGGAGACUGAGGAAUGGAGAAGAUUCCAGGCAGACCUGCAGACUGCGGUGGUGGUGGCCAAUGACAUCAAGUGUGAGGCUCAGCAGGAGCUGCGCACUGUGAAGAGGAGGCUGCUGGAGGAAGAGGAGAAGAAUGCCCGGCUUCAGAAGGAGCUAGGGGACAUGCAGGGUCACAGCAGACCUGUGAACGAAGAUUCAGAACCUCCCGAGGUUGAUGCUCCCAGCCGGUGGCAUGGCGUCUACAUGAACAGAACAUCUCCAACACCUUCAGAAUCUGCAACCACCGUUAAGUCCCUUAUCAAGUCAUUUGACUUGGGACGUCCAGGUGGAGUCGGACAGAAUAUUUCUGUCCAUAAAGGCCCCAGAAGCCCCCUGAGUGGGAUUCCAGUGAGGACUGCUCCCGCUGCUGCUGUCUCCCCAAUGCAGAGGCAUUCAACAUACAACAGUGUUCGGCCAGCCAGCAAAGGUGUGACUCAGCGUUUGGAUCUUCCAGACCUUCCCCUUUCAGAUCUUCUAAAGGGAAGGAGUGAGGACCUGAAACCAGACCCUUAUCUUCGGAAGAGUCCCUCCCUGGAAUCUCUGAGCAGACCCCCUUCUCUGGGCUUCGGGAACACUAGGCUGCUGAGUGCUUCCACUGGGGGCUUGAAACCACAGAGCAAACUCAGUGUGGAAAGGAGAGACCCUCUGGCUGCCUUGGCCCGGGAAUAUGGCGGCUCCAAGCGCAAUGCUCUCCUGAAAUGGUGCCAGAAGAAGACAGAAGGCUAUGCGAACAUUGAUAUCACCAAUUUCAGCAGCAGCUGGAGUGAUGGCUUGGCCUUCUGUGCUCUCCUCCAUACGUACCUGCCUGCCCAUAUCCCAUAUCAGGAGCUGAACAGUCAGGAGAAAAAAAGGAAUCUCUUGUUGGCAUUUGAAGCAGCCGAAAGUGUAGGCAUCAAACCCAGCCUGGAACUCAGUGAGAUGCUGUACACAGACCGGCCUGACUGGCAGAGCGUGAUGCAGUACGUGGCCCAGAUCUACAAGUACUUUGAGACAUAAGCCUGGAGGUCCGGAGAGCACGCCCCGCUGCCUGCAGCUUGUCCUGGAAGCACCUGGUCACUUUCCACAGGCCCUGCUCCAUCCACCACCCACGACGCUCAAUCCAGGGGAACCAACACACAAAUGAGAAACGGAGCUGGGUUCCACCUCACACCCGCUUUAAAUCCAGAUGCAUUUGGAGUAUCUUGAGGAAGCGUGCUCUCCCACAGGCCUCCUUCCUUUCAGACCUAAGGGUCCUUGCCCAGGCCCACCCCACAAGAACCCAGUAGGACAUCUCCGGUGACACGGUGUCAUUUCACCCGUGAGCUGCUGAGAUUCACAACAAACACUUCCAAAUCAGUCAUCUUUUCAUGAAAAAUCCAGCCUUUUGCCUUGAUAGAAACUUUGCCCUUCCCACCACCCACCCCGUCCAAAACAGAAACAGCCAACCAAACACAAAAAGACAUUUUGCUCUCGAGCAGCCUGGAAACACAUGAGCCCCGCCUUUUUUGGGAAAUAUGCUUAUUUUCCAGAUUCCAGUUUUGACCCUGGAACCUGAUUGCACUUUUUCAAACUUGCUGUCACUUAUUGGAAUCUUUGGAUGGAAAGGAAGAGGCGUGAGAAUAUAGAGUAGCCCCUGGGUGGUUUGCUGCUGUGUCCCCGUGGGGUGGCCUGCAGAUAGAAGUGUGUGUCUGUGUGCUUGGACGCACUCAAGCUCAGAGCUCCGGUCACUCACAGGCCGAGAGAGAGACGUCAGCCACUGUCCCCACCCUUACCCCCGCCUUGUCCUCCUGUUCAUUCCUGGUACCAUUCUCACCCACACCCGUCUCCCCUGGGUACAGAAUGUUCCUCACAUGUGAAGUGGCCUGUGCCCACCCAGGUCUUCAUGAGUUUGCACACAUAGGCUGCAGAGGGGUAUUUCUUGGAAUACUGGGCAGACAGCAAAUGUGAAUGCUAUUUCAACUCUGGACUUGGUGUUUAGAACCUCAUCAGGCCCCUCACAUUUGCUUGGCAAAAGCAAGCCCUGAGUCUACUAUCCUGCUGUCACCCUUAGUGGCAGCGGAGCCCUUCCCAGAGCAGCCCAGGGUCACCUGGGAAGUGCAGGUGGGCGCCUGCUAACUGCCUGCAGUGUGCUCCUGUUGGGCACAUUGAUGCACAUUACCCAGCCCAUGUGACUCCCACCUGUCACAGGGGACUUGUCAGCACCCACCACCUGCUGGUACGAGUGCCCCUCCGACAAAGAGCCAUCCUCACCUCUGGCACUGGCAGUUACAGUACUGCGUCAUUUUCAGGUCUAUCUCUGAUUUAUUGCUUGGUCGGGCAACCUGGUCCCUGUCCUGGAAGAGGCAUGACCAGUACCACCUCAGUACAGGUGACAGCUUUGCCUUGCAAAGGGGCCAUCCCUCCUCCUCGAGCAGCCACAGCGGCCUGCUUACGGUUCUCCUUUGGGGCCUGAGAUCAGAAUCUCCCAGGGAGCUAGUUAAAAACGCCCCUACCCCCAGCCUGCCCCAUCCGUUGACUCAAGAGUAUCUGGAAUGGGACCAGGGAACUACUAUGUGUGUUUUCACAGUUCCCUGACAACCCCUGAGAGUAGAGAACCCCUUCCUCUCACUCCCCAGGGCCGGGCCCUGAGCACAGUUGCUAAAGACGACCCCCUAAGUGGCUCCUUCGUUUUUGCAUGGAGGUGGAGAGGCAAAGUCUGAACAAAUUAAAUUUACUCCUUCCUGAUGAACGUAUCCAAAUGGAAGAUAUCCCAUGUUGCUCCAGGCACCUGCCUUGUGUUGACAUAACUGAUGCAUUUUCAUUAACUCUGAGCGACUGCCUUGGUCUCCGUUGCAGUGGGGAAAGGUAACAUCCCAGGCAGUUGGGGUGAGCUGUUGCCUGUGUGUUUAAUCUGGGAUUACCGCAGGGUUUCUGUGGGAGAAGCAGUUGAGGUUCUUGGGAUACCUGGAGCGGGUGUUCAGCAUUACCAGGGCCCUGUUUUUAGUGAUUAUUAUAAAUGAGUCUGAAGAUCCAGCUCUGGGUGAAGCAGCAGCAUCUAUGCAGUGGUGAUGCUUCUCCUUCCCCUUGCCCUACACUGGAGCCUGCUCCCUUCAGGCGAUAAAGAAGGAAAGAAAGGCCGUGGGCGAUAUAUUUUUAUAACUCAAAGAAGCUCCUUGGCUACCGUUUUCUUUACCAGUGGGCAUGCUUCUAGAAGGGGAAGCGCGUGUCCUGCUCGUGGGUGGCAUCGGCGGCAGGUCUAACCCUGCAGGCCCUGGGAGAGGAACCAAGCCUUACUGCACCUGCAGGACCUGGGUAGGGGGGCUGUCCUGGGCCACCUGGGGCUGGGCUGCAGGAUGGGGUUUUUAGAUCCAUUUUUAGCUGAAGAGCUCAGAGCACAAGGUGAACAUGGGAACUUAAUUGAGAAAACAAGGUAGGGUCAGCAAACUACGGUCUCCAGUUUCCUGUCCUGAGGCUUUCCGAUGCUGCAGUAGCCACUUUGGUUCUCUCCUGCCUUCAUUUAAAGACAUUUGGUGGUUCUGUGGAUCCUCUUUCUGUAAAAUGUACUGUUCUUAUGUAAAAGACAGAUGCAAAAGGCAAGACCCCAAAGAGCAGAGGUGGUUUUUAAAGCCGCGAAGAGCUGUCCGUGGCUUUCCUCGCUGUGAGAUCCCUGGGCGUGAGCUCUGGUGCCAGCCCCCCAUCCCCCCCACCCCGCAUUAGCCAUUCUGAGGAACCAGGCAAAUGCCCACUUCUGGUGUCCUAUUCCCUUCUCACUUCAGAAAUGAGGUUAGUCUUUGGUUUUCGUUCUUCAUUCAGCUGUUGUUUCCUAGCUUCGGUUGAGACCGAAGUGUCCCAAAGCAAAGAGCCAUCUGGCGGUGACCAGUAUCUGCGGUGUUUCCAACCCCCCCAAAAAAACAACACUGGCCGUUCCUCUGAAGCCCCCCAGUCCCACUUCCUUGUGGGGGGAGGGCAGGCAUUUCGGAGCCUGUGGAAGGAGAGGACUCGUGUCUGCAAACCCAUUUGCCAAAUCGGCGGCAGCUCCUCCAUCCCCAAGCUGGAGCGCCAUUCGGCACGAGCCACCGGCGACCUGCGGUCAAGAAUAUAGCCUAGCCACGUUUGCAAAAAGUAUUUUUAAUAUUGCAUCUGCCCCGGCUCCCUGGGUAUUUCACUUUUCUGACCCAGGUUAGACCUUGGCUAAGUCUCUAACAUCCUCAGUAGCUCCCUGAUUUUAACUACAUUAGUUGAAUGCACUUGAUACAUCUGUGGCCUCGUUUCUACAAAGGCCACCCCCCAGCGCCGGGAGGACGGGACACGCCCACGUGGUGUAUCCAGCUAUUAAUGCGGAAGCUGGGAUGUGUGGCUGUGAUUUAUUAUUUCUAAUAAAUCUAUUUUGUUUCGGUCUGAUUGUGAA
Molecule: messenger RNA, 6712 nt
Organism: Canis lupus familiaris (dog)
Lineage: Eukaryota; Metazoa; Chordata; Mammalia; Carnivora; Canidae
Gene: SPECC1
Product: sperm antigen with calponin homology and coiled-coil domains 1
Exons: 15
Coding region: 163-3342 (1059 amino acids)
Biological process (GO): actin cytoskeleton organization
Cellular component (GO): filamentous actin; microtubule organizing center
Molecular function (GO): protein binding
Source: RefSeq, a predicted model, not a curated record